Messenger RNA from Echinops telfairi (small Madagascar hedgehog), 1119 nucleotides. RefSeq names its product neuroendocrine secretory protein 55. The record is from RefSeq and is a predicted model, not a curated record. Gene Ontology annotation, biological process: response to parathyroid hormone. The transcript has a single exon. The coding region runs from base 347 to 1090 and encodes 247 amino acids. Lineage: Eukaryota; Metazoa; Chordata; Mammalia; Afrosoricida; Tenrecidae.
AGAGGAACAGCGGAGGCCCCUCUCCGAGUCUCAGGCUUCGAGUCUGGGACUUGGUGAGAGGAACCCGGGAGGAGCUUUCUCCUCCUAUCCCUCAGCCCUUCUUUAGCUCAGGGAGGCUGGCAGAGGCGCGGAGCUUUAGAAAGUUCUUAAGUCGCUGCUGCUUUUUCUUUUCUUUUCUUUUCUUUUCUUUUUUUUUCCGCCUUCGGGCUCAGGUGGAGCUGGGAUCUUCGGACCCAGCUUCUCAUCUUGAAAGGUGUACCGCUCCUCGGCUUCCGCAGCCCAGGCGCGUCGGAGCCGCUCUCUGCAGAGCCAGGGAGCAGGUCGGCCUCUCGGGGUGCGCCUGAGGAUGGAUCGUAGGUCCCGGGCUCAGCAGUGGCGCCGAGCUCGCCACAGCUACAACGACCUGUGCCCGCCCAUCGGCCGCCGAGCAGCCACCGCGCUCCUCUGGCUCUCCUGCUCCAUCGCGCUCCUCCGCGCCCUGGCCACCUCCAACGCUCGCGCCCAGCAGCGCGCAGCUGCCCAGCAGCGCCGGAGCUUCCUUAACGCCCACCACCGCUCCGCUGCCCAGGUGAUCCCCGAGCCCCCCGAGUCUGACCACGAGAGCGAGGACGCCGACUCCGACCUCGACCUGUCCAUCCCCGAGUGUCUUGAGUACGAGGAAGAGUUCGACUACGAGACCGAGAGCGAGACGGAGACCGAGUCCGAACUCGAGACCGACUUGGAGACCGAGCCCGAGACCGCCCCCACCACUGAGCCCGAGACCGAGCCUGAGGACGAGCGCGGCCCCGUGGUGCCCCAGCGCCCCACCUUCGGCCAGUCUCUCACUGAGCGUCUGCACGCGCUGAAGUUGCGAAGCCCCGACGCCUCCCCGAGCCGCGCGCAGCCCAGCACUCAGGAGCCCCAGCGCCCCACCGAGGGGGAGGAGCCCCAGCCUGAGGAAAAGGACCCGCGGGACCCCGAGGAGACCGAAGAACCCAGAGCGGAGGAGAGCAAGCAGCAGCGCCGCUGCAAGCCGCGGAAGUCCGCCCGCCGCGACCCAUCUCCGGAGUCCCCUUCCAAGAGGGGACCCAUCCCCAUCCGGCGUCACUAAUGGACGACGCCGUCCAGAUUCUCCUUGUU